This is a messenger RNA of Stegodyphus dumicola, 2130 nucleotides long. RefSeq names its product actin binding LIM protein Uncoordinated 115a (gene Unc-115a). Gene Ontology annotation, cellular component: actin cytoskeleton. Gene Ontology annotation, biological process: lamellipodium assembly; cytoskeleton organization. The record is from RefSeq and is a predicted model, not a curated record. NCBI's taxonomy places the organism in Eukaryota, Metazoa, Arthropoda, Arachnida, Araneae, Eresidae. Gene Ontology annotation, molecular function: actin filament binding.
CCAGCUUCCUUUAACAUGUUUGAUAGCCGCAUUUGUCAUUAUAAGAUUUCGUUCAGUAAGGUUCUGUGUGAUGUUUGUAAGAAGAAGUGCAGUGGCAACGCCUUGAGGGUGCAGGAUCGAUACUUUCAUUUAGAUUGUUUUAAAUGUGCCGAAUGUUCAGCAUCAUUAGCACAAGGUGGAUUUUUCCUAAAUGGUGGCCUUUAUUAUUGUUCCAAAGAUUAUCAAAAGCUCUUUGGAACUAGAUGUGCUGAGUGUGGAGACUAUGUAGAAGGUGAAGUAGUCACAGCACUAGGGAACACUUAUCACCAGAAGUGCUUUGUAUGUGCUAGCUGUAGGCAACCUUUUCCCUCUGGCGAAAAAGUGACAUAUACUGGCAAGGACAUUCUGUGUACCAAAUGUAUUCAAAUUCCAAUAGUUUCUGCUGACUCUCCAACUCAAGAAUCUCAAUUCCAAAAUGGACAGAUUUCUAAAAUUUGUGCUGGAUGCAAUGAGAAAUUAAAAGAAGGUCAAGCUUUAAUUGCAUUAGAUAAAGAAUGGCAUAUCUGGUGUUUCAAAUGUACAGCUUGUGAAGCAGUUUUACAUGGAGAGUAUAUGGAUAAGGAUGGUGUUCCAUAUUGUGAAAAAGAUUAUCAAAAACAAUUUGGUGUUAAGUGCAAUCAUUGUGAACGUUACAUCAUUGGCAAAGUAUUACGUGCUGGUGAUAAUCAUCAUUUUCACCCAACUUGUGCUCGUUGUUCCAAAUGUGGAGACCCUUUUGGUGAUGGUGAAGAAAUGUAUCUUCAAGGUGGAGCAAUAUGGCAUCCUCGAUGUGGACCUUCACCAGAUGGCAAAAUAGAUGAUGAUUAUUUAGAGGAUCACAAAACAAAUGGUGUAAUUGAUGGGCAUUACCCCCCGCCCUAUUCCCCUAGUCUCUCAAGUUCACGUUCCACAAGCCCAUAUAGCUCUCUCACCAGACAGUAUGGAAGGACAAGUCCAGGGAUAUUCCUAGAUAAAGAUCCUUUAAUAACUGAUCUCAGCAGAGUGUAUACAUUCAGUUAUUUGACAGCAGAGCCAACACAGGGAUAUUUACGUCGACCUAUACAACCACAUCCUCCUAAGUCUCCUCAAUUCCAUCGUCCUCCAGAAGGGAGUGGAAGAAGAAGAACCACCCCUUCAAGACCAACAUCUAAACAAGGCAUGCAAGUCUUAGUGGAUACUAUUCAGUCAUCAACACCUCGCCCACGCUCACCACAUAUGAAUAAUGAAGAACCAAUCAAUCUAGCUCAUUAUCCAGAUGCAACAAAACCAAGACCAGAUAGCGUACCACCGAUAGAAAGAGAUGAUUUUCCAGCUCCACCUUUCCCAUAUACAGAUCCUGAAAGGAGAAGGCGUUGGAGUGGUGGUUCAAAAGAUUUUGAAGUUGAUGAAGAAGAAAAAGAGGAUGAUGAUCCACGUCUUAAAAAAGAAGAGGAAGAACUGUCUAAAAUUGCAACUGGUAUAGGCAAGGUAUUUCUUAAAACUGUUAAAGAACGAGAAAAAUUAAGAGCUUGGAAAAAAGCCAAUCUGGAUCCUAGAAAUGCAUCUCGAACUCCAUCUGCUAAUAAAGAACCUCCAUCUCGGCUUCGUUAUUAUAGUUCUAUACAUGCUUCUCCUUCUAGGGACAUUGACAGACCUAGACCAUGGGAGGAUGAUGAAUUUGACCGUAGCUCAGGUUUUCGGUCUUCUCUUGGACGUUCAUCUGGAAAUACACCAUGUUAUAAUGUUGUAUCAUCUCUUCGACCUAUACCAAAGCCAGGGUAUGGUUUUGCUACAAAGUCUGCCACCUUGCCAGCUGCUGGAAGAGAAGGUGGAAUGGGUUUUAUGACCAGCGACUUAGCUUUUGUGAAAAUUCAGCCAACACAGAGCUCAGAAUUUGGCAGUGGCAAAUCUGAUCUGUCACCUACUCCUGAGCAAGGAAAAAUUCCGGUGAAUCAUAGUGCAAGUACGACAUUUAGAUCAACUCCAUAUUCAGAAGGCUUUACUUUUCGUCAUGCAUCUUACAGUCCUCAUUUGAGGCGUUCUAUGCCAAAUGUCAAUCUUCAUAUGUCAACUGAGCCACCUAAGGUAAUAGCAAAUAAAGAAUUUUGCCAGUGUUAAAUAACUUGAUUGCAA